AUGGCGGAAGAGAUUGCAACGCACAACGCAAACGCCGACGAUGCGGUCGUCGCGGGUCCCAAGAAGUUCCCCAAGGGUGUUGUGCUCGGGAAAGACGGCAAGCCGUGCCGAAGCUGUACCUCCUUUGCCGCGUGGGCUGCGCAAACAAGGGAAAAGGCCAAGCAGGGCGGUGGCGGUGAGGGCGGCGGUAGCGUGAGGGCAGCUGUCGCCGAGAUGACAGCCUCAGCAACGUCGACUCCGCCGCCUGACUGCCCGCCCGACGUCGAAGUGCUGGGACGCAGCGCCUGGACCGUCCUCCACUCCAUCGCCGCCAACUAUCCCGAAGCACCGUCUCGCUCGCAGCAGUCAGAUCUUACAGGCUUCGUCAGUCUCUUCUCCAAGCUGUAUCCAUGCUGGGUAUGCGCCGAGGAUUUCCGGGCCUACUUGGGCCGCGAGGUGCCACGGGUGACAAGCCGCGACGAAUUCGGCAAGUGGCUGUGCGGGGCACACAAUGACGUGAAUCGCAAGCUCGGGAAGCCCGAGUUUGACUGCUCGAGGUGGGAGGAGCGGUGGCGGACUGGGUGGAAAGACGGCAGAUGCGACUGA
Molecule: messenger RNA, 585 nt
Organism: Drechmeria coniospora
Lineage: Eukaryota; Fungi; Ascomycota; Sordariomycetes; Hypocreales; Ophiocordycipitaceae
Product: augmenter of liver regeneration
Exons: 2
Coding region: 1-585 (194 amino acids)
Cellular component (GO): mitochondrion
Molecular function (GO): flavin-dependent sulfhydryl oxidase activity; flavin adenine dinucleotide binding
Source: RefSeq, a predicted model, not a curated record